Molecule: messenger RNA, 1602 nt
Organism: Adineta steineri
Lineage: Eukaryota; Metazoa; Rotifera; Eurotatoria; Adinetida; Adinetidae
Source: the annotation of a GenBank genome assembly
AUGUGUUCUCGUUCGGUGAGUGGCUCAAGUCUUUUAUCAGGUUAUAAUGAAGAUGAUGCUCGUGAAACAAAUGGACGUUCAAGGAGAGAAUUUGAAGAAAUAGAUUCUGUAUUAUAUAACGAAGAAAAAGCAAAACGUUCAUCUAUAAAAAAAAUUUGUGAAGAAUGGUCAAGUAGACCACAUUUUCGAAUUCGUGGUCGAUUACAACAUAUUGAAAAACAAUCACCCAUUAAUUUUAUUCAAUCAUCUAAACAAUAUGAUGUUACUUAUUUAGAUACAACAGUAUCAUCAACAUUAGAUCUGCUUGUUAGUAAUUCGAAAAUUUCUAGUUCGAAUUCAAAUGACUUAAAUCCUCUUAUAAAUGAGACUGGAUCCGGUCGUUCUUCCAUUAAUUCAAUUGAGGGAUCUGAAUUAACGAAUAAUUCUGAUUCCGACGAUAAUAAUGCUACAAAUACGAUGCUAGAUGAUCAUAGUAGUGAUGCUGGUGUUGAUUCAUUUGAUACUGAUGAUGACGACGAUGAUGAAAAUAAUGAUUAUUCAGCGGAUAUGUCACCACAAGAAUAUUCAAAACAUCAUCAUAAACAUCCAAAAAAUCCACAAUUAUCAAUAAAAUGUAUGAAAGAUAGUAUCAUAAAAUCUUUAGCAACAAAAUUACUUCAACGAUUCUUUUCUGAACAACAAAAUUCUUUACAACGUUAUGCUAAACAUAUAUGUGAAAGAAAUUCAAUUAAACUUCGAUCAAAAUUAAGACCAAAUUCUUUACCACCACAAUCUUUAUCACAAAGUCGACUUUCAUAUCCAUCAGCCACAAAUACUCAGUUACAAAUGGCAUCAACACCAUAUCGUUCAACACCUGAACCGGAUAUAAAAGGUUUAUUAAUGGUUACACGUUUACAUACAGCAAAUUCGGGUCUAACAACAAAUAAUUCUACAUCACCAAGAAAAUCUAAAAUAUUAUCAACAUUACCUCAAACAGAAAGAGUUCCAACAUCUUUAGCUACUGAUAAAAGACAUCAACAACAACAAAUAUCUUUAAUUGGUACUGCUGUUACGAAUUUUCCUUCAUCUCAAUUAACAACAACAGCAUCGACACCACAAUCAUCUCAAAAUCAAACUCGACAACCAUCAUCAACAUAUCGUUAUCGUUCAGCUACAACAACACAUACAGAACCAAAUACUCGUUUACCACCAAUUAAUAUUGAACGUUUAAUGAAUAAUGAUCAAACAACAAUUAAUCGUUCAAAUACAACAACUUCUGGUAUUGUUGAAUCAAUGCCACGAGCUGUUAGUGGUACAAGUAUAGGAUCAAAUCCUUCAACAUCAGUAAAAUUACGAAUACCUUCUAAUUUUGGAAAACUUCAACGAACGUCUCGACCAAUAACAAUAACUUCAUUUAAUAAUACUAAUAAAGAUUUUAAUAAUCUAUCAUCCACAAGUCCUACUCGUUCAAUAACAACAACAACAGCUCCAUCUUCAUCACUAAGAACAACUGCUAUGGCUCGUACACACCAACAACAUCAAAAAAGACCUUUAAUAGCAACGAAAGCUCGACCACCACCUUCCCCAAGUAUUCUUAAAUUAUCUGCCCAACAUAUUUGGUAA